CGGGACAUAGGGAAUAUUCCCAAUAUUGUCUUAAAUAUUGAAAAGACAUCCUCAACACACAGAAACUCAGUUCAGGUGAUUUUUUAUUUUAUUCCCUCACUGAGAACAGGAAAAAAGGAGAAAGAUUUCAUCCACUGUGAGUUUUUUUUUUUUUUUUUACUUUAAAUUUCUUUAAAUUUUUGCUUUCCUAAACAACCCACUGAGGAGUCAUGUUUUGAAACAUCAACCUUUUUUUUUUGUAAUAUCCAACUAAGAAUUGAAACUUCACAGCAGAAUCAAGAAAUGGCGUUAUCAGAGAAUGAGUUUGACAUGAAGGGAAGCAGCAUUAUAAAGGAGUGGACUGGACAAGUCCAACCAGCUCUCAUGAUUUCCUUCAUUUUUCUCUUCUGCCUGGAGGCUUGUCUGUGGAUGCGCAACCUUGCCCUCAAAAAAAGGCUGCCAGGGCCCUUUGCAUGGCCGUUAGUAGGCAAUGCCAUGCAACUAGGCCAGAUGCCCCACAUUACCUUCUCCAGGCUUGCAAAGAAAUAUGGCAAUGUCUACCAGAUCCGACUGGGCUGCAAUGACAUAGUGGUGCUAAAUGGAUACACAGCCAUACGACAAGCUCUCAUACAACAUGGCACAGAGUUUGCAGGACGACCAAACUUUGUCUCCUUUCAAAAUAUAUCAGGUGGGAAAAGUAUGGCAUUCAGCAGUUACAGCGAACAAUGGAAAGCACAUCGGAGAAUAGCUCAAUCUACAUUGAGGGCUUUCUCAUCUGCAAACAGGCAGACCAGGAAGGCCUUUGAAAAACAUAUUGUGGCAGAGACCAUGGAUAUGGUUCAGAGCUUUCUUGCACUGAGUGCUGAUAGAUGUUAUUUCAAUCCAGCACAUGAAUUGAAAGUUGCUGCUGCUAACGUCAUUUGUGCUCUUUGCUUUGGAAAGCGUUACGGGCAUGAUGACCCAGAGUUCAGGGCACUUCUGGGCAGGGUAGAUAAGUUUGGAGAGACGGUUGGCGCUGGGAGCUUGAUAGAUGUCAUGCCUUGGCUUCAGUCUUUCCCGAACCCGGUGCGAAGUGUUUACCAGAACUUCAAGAAUAUCAAUAAGGAGUUCUUUGCUUAUGUGAAAGACAAAGUAGUCCAGCACAGAGACACAUAUGACCCCGAUGUAACCCGAGACAUAAGUGAUGCAAUCAUUAGUGUGAUUGAACAUGGAAAAAAUCAUAUGUUGACUAAAGACUUUGUGGAGGGAACUGUGACAGAUCUCAUUGGAGCAGGGCAGGAUACUGUAUCUACAGUUAUGCAAUGGAUGUUGCUGCUCUUAGUGAAGUACCCAGCCAUGCAGACCAAACUCCAGGAGCAGAUUGAUAAAGCGGUUGGCCGUGACAGACUGCCUUCAAUGGAGGACAAGAUCAACUUGGCCUACCUGGAUGCUUUCAUCUAUGAGACUAUGCGCUACACCAGCUUUGUGCCUGUCACAAUCCCCCACUCCACCACCACAGACGUCACCAUAGAAGGCUUCCACAUCCCCAAAGAUACAGUGGUAUUCAUCAACCAGUGGUCUGUGAACCAUGACCCACAGAAGUGGCAAGACCCCCACAUCUUCAAUCCAUCAAGAUUCCUGGAUGAAAAUGGAGCCCUUAACAAAGACCUGACUAGCAGUGUAAUGAUCUUUUCCACAGGGAAGAGGAGAUGUAUUGGUGACCAGAUUGCAAAAACGGAGAUCUUCCUGUUCUUGGCCAUUCUGCUGCAUCAGUGCACAUUUAAAAGUAACCCCUCUCAAACUCUCACUAUGGAGUGCUCAUAUGGGUUAGCAUUAAAGCCUGUCGCAUUUACAGUUACAGCCAAGCUAAGAGGGAAACUCCUUGACCUUGUGUCACCAGCAUAAAUUAAAGGAUGACUUAACUUUUUUAAUGUUUUAAACUGAACAAAGACUAAUUCAUUUUUAAAUAACCUUUAUAUAACAGUGAGUAAUAAUAAACAAGCGCUGAAUGCUGUUGUAUAUUUAAUAUUUAAUGAAUAUUUACACAUUUUUAGGAAGGUGAAUAUUAGAUCAAUGGAAUAAGCCAUUGUAAUGUCUUCAUCUUAUUUCUGGCUAUAUAGUAAAACAAAUGGCAUAACAUUUUACAUUCUGUAUUCAUAAUUCUGUGUCUAAACAAUAUAAGCUAUAGGAAUAUUUUUUAUCAAGAAAUGCAAAAUUGUAACCAUUAAAGUACAAAGUACAAUGUUACCUAUUGUUGAUUUUUAGAAAACUUCUUUGAUAGCUUAAGUUUUCUCUUUUUGAUUUACUGUAUGUGAUUUGAAGAAAAUACUGUGUAUGUAUAUAAUUUACCCAAACUUGUAUAAAACAUAAAUUAUGGGUCCUCAUUACUGAUACAUUUCAGGUAUUUUAAAUAUCAAUCAUACAUCUUAUAUGUAAAGCCAUCUACUGUAUCCAGAUAAAUAAAUAGUGUGACAAUG
Molecule: messenger RNA, 2435 nt
Organism: Clarias gariepinus (North African catfish)
Lineage: Eukaryota; Metazoa; Chordata; Actinopteri; Siluriformes; Clariidae
Product: cytochrome P450 1B1
Exons: 1
Coding region: 283-1863 (526 amino acids)
Molecular function (GO): heme binding; monooxygenase activity; oxidoreductase activity, acting on paired donors, with incorporation or reduction of molecular oxygen
Source: RefSeq, a predicted model, not a curated record